Guillardia theta CCMP2712 is the source of this 732-nucleotide messenger RNA. RefSeq lists its product as hypothetical. The record is from RefSeq and is a predicted model, not a curated record. The transcript has a single exon. Lineage: Eukaryota; Cryptophyceae; Pyrenomonadales; Geminigeraceae. The annotation marks the transcript as partial.
AUGCUGUUCUACCAAAGAAUUGAAGGCACCUGUCUUGAAACGCCGGUGAAGGAAAAGGGCAGUACUGAUUUCAUGAAUGACGUUGACGUCGCCACCCCUGAUUCUGUUUCUGAUGCUGGAAUGGAGGAUCUCAACCUGGAUUCCAUAAGCUCCAGUGGUAGCGAGACUGCACUUGCAGGUAUAGACGAGAUUUUGGAUACAAACGAACAGAUGCUCAGGAGAUCGUUGUUCUUUGAUGAUGAAUUUAACAGUUUUGUCUUGAAUUUUAUCCUAGCUCUCGACAAAAUGGGCAAGAUAUUCCCUAAGAUUCUGGAAAUGGCGAUCAACGUAUUUUAUAAGUCUGUGCUGCAUUCAGAAGUGCAUAAUCGCAUGUCUCUUUCGCGGUGCCAACCUGGACAGCAAGAUUGGAGCACCACGCUGAAACGGCUGCUUCAGAAGCAUGUGGAAGCCUGCAUCUUCUUAUUAAGAGCUUCCAUUGAAAAAGAUGAAGGUCCAGACAAAUUGCCAUGUUGGCUUGAAAGUGCAUGUAUCUCGUGCCCAAUAGAAGACGUGAGACUGAGCUACUGUCAAUUGUUAGCUACGGCCGUAUCCGUUUUGACUACAGACAAGAAAAACUUUGGCAUAAUUGAAGAGCUACUGGCUUCGAUCAAGGACAUACUGCCAAUGAUUGCACAUAAUUGGCAGGUGCUGCCACAGUUCGGAACAGUAUUGCUCACCCUGACGUCGGAAAAU